AAAAAAAAGCCUGGGAUCCCUCCUAUCUGACCGCCAUGUCCCAGUCUCAUGUUCCCAGCCGCGUCCGCAGUCCCCAGCGAGCAACGGGACCGCCCGCAGACAGUGGGGAUCUUUCUUCCCAGCACCAGAAAAAAGCCUGGGAUCCCUCCUGUCUUACCGCUAUGUCCUAGUCUUAUAUUCCUAGCCGCGUCCGCAGUAGUCUCCAGCGAGCAACAGGACCACCGCAGACCAGCGAGAUCUUUCUUCCCAGCACCAGAAAAAAGCCUGGGAUCUCCUUUUGUCAGGCCUUGGACGGCCUUUUCCUUUGUUUUGCAAGCGACAUUCACCUGUAGUCACGAGACGUCACGUGGUUACGUGAUGAUCAGGAGGGCGCACUAGCAGCUAGCGCCAAACGCGCCAGGAACCUACUUCUAGCAGCCGCGCCCUUGACCUUCUUUCUCUCUUUGUAUCACAACUUCUAUAGCAUAGCAAUGCAACCUUUUCUAAUUGCU
Mytilinidion resinicola is the source of this 491-nucleotide messenger RNA. RefSeq lists its product as uncharacterized. The coding region runs from base 49 to 378 and encodes 109 amino acids. Lineage: Eukaryota; Fungi; Ascomycota; Dothideomycetes; Mytilinidiales; Mytilinidiaceae. The record is from RefSeq and is a predicted model, not a curated record. The transcript has a single exon.